Molecule: messenger RNA, 2218 nt
Organism: Anguilla rostrata (American eel)
Lineage: Eukaryota; Metazoa; Chordata; Actinopteri; Anguilliformes; Anguillidae
Exons: 3
Coding region: 168-1280 (370 amino acids)
Biological process (GO): regulation of transcription by RNA polymerase II
Molecular function (GO): DNA-binding transcription factor activity, RNA polymerase II-specific; RNA polymerase II cis-regulatory region sequence-specific DNA binding
Source: RefSeq, a predicted model, not a curated record
UGGGGAACGCCCUUUAAGACUCGCCCAGUCAGUCGCAUCGUUUUGUCGUGACACUUCUGCGCAGCCUCUUACAUCAUCUACAAUCGGCGUCAGUAGAGCUAGCUCUCUGGAUUUGGCUGAAGGCAAGUUUCACAAGAAGAUAAACAGAAUCACAGGAGCUUUGGAGAAUGUCUAAGAUGGAGCGCUUGAACGCCAGUGUGGCUCAGCUGUUGGCGGUGGCCGUACACGAGGUGCUGGACGUGGUCGGGCAGGCGGUGUCGGAGUACCAGGAGGAGACGGCCCGCACGCGGCGGGAGAACGACAGCCUGAAGCGGCGUGUGCGGGAGCUCCAGGAGGCGCUGAGGAGGACCGGGGGAGGAGCGGCGCUCCCUCUCUCCCUCUCGGCAGCCGAGGGGAGGUCCCCCGCGGAGGAGCAGCACGGCGAGCAGGAGUGGAGCUCCGGCCUGAGGGAGGAGGCGGAGCUCGCGGCGGAGGAGGAGAAAGGGGAGUUCCUCCGGCUGAAGAGGAGCAGGUGGAGAGAGGAGGAGCCGGGGCGCCCGGAGUCGGAACGCUCGGCAGACUCUGAGGCCGAGUGCGACGCGCUGGGACCCACGGGCGCCCCCCGAACCUCGGACGCGCCCCACGCCGCGUUCGCGAGUCACGGCUUGAAGAACGACGUUGACCUGGACUCCAUCCACGCGGCGUGCCUUCCCAGCAAGCCGUCCCCCGGCGCCUCCAACCCGGCCACCCUCCCCGGCCUGUCUUCCGACGAAAUCAAAAUGGAGUCCGAGUCGGAGCCUCCGGAAUGUUCCGUGGUGGAGCAGCACUCGGUCCGGAUCCCGUUUUACGAGUGCGCGGACUCGAUGGGCGGGCCGGCGCGGGACGAGCCCGCCCCGGACCCUUACCGCGCGGCGCACGGGCCGGCCUACGUCCACCCGGAGCGCGGGACGGCGGCCCCCAAGCGCUUCCGGUUCGGGAAGGCCGUGCGGUCGCUGCCGGACGGCAAGAAGCACCGGCCGCACAAGCGGAAGGAGGAGCAGCACAUCUGCUUCCUGUGCGGGAAGACCUUCAGCCGCGUGGCCAACCUGCGCAUCCACCAGCGCUGCCACACCGGGGAGAAGCCGUACUGCUGCAUGCAGUGCGGCCGCUGCUUCAGCCAGGCGGGCGACCUCAAGAAGCACAAGAGGGUCCACACGGGGGAGAAGCCGUACCACUGCACGCACUGUGGGAAGAGCUUCAGCCGGGGCGAGAACCUCAAGAGGCACCAGAAGACCCACGUCGGGGACUCCCUGCUGGUGUAGGCCCGAACCGCGGUCGGGCCCGGACGCGCUAGAAAGGAUCUGCCUCCCGCCUCCCGCCCGGAUUGCCACCCGGGAAGCGCCGCCGUCGCUACGGCGACGGGGGAGGCGUGGUCUUUCGGAGGCGGGGAUCCAGUGUUUUUUUAGAUGAACGAUAAACUGACGGCAUCGUCCUCUACCCGGGGACCGAUGUUUCCGCUUUUUUUAAAUGACUGUUUUUUUUUUUUUUUUUAAAAACAUCUGUUUUAAAGUGUUUUACGAUCACAAAAAACAGUGUCAAUCUUCGAAACAGUGGAAUAGUGGAGCGGGUGUUCCGAAGUGACCUCAUUUCCUGUCAUUUAACAGCCCGGGAUGAGUCAUUUGUUAAAAAGAAUCUCUGUGUUGUAAUUUUACAUGUGGAGGGUCAUCAUUUCAUUAGUCCUGCUGAUACACAAUUAAAAAGAACUGCAAAUCAGUCAUUUCACAAAUACAGCAGGUGAAGCUGAGCUGGACAAAAUAAGCAAAUGUUUAGUUGCAGUUUAUCAACACCAGUAGCAGUCACCCCAGGAUACUUUAUGUAUGUAACGAUUGGACUAAAAUAAUAACCAAAUGCAUUGAAUAUUUAAAAUCAAUACUUCUGCGCAAUGCAUACACAAAGAGUGAAUUUGGGUCAUUUUUCUUUUUAGGGCAAAUCCUGCUUUAACAUUUCAAAAGUCGGUCGUUUUUUUUUCCUCUUUUCGAAAUUCUAAGUCGGUGUUCUAGAACUCCAUUGUUUGCAAUCACCAGUAGUGACUGUUACAUCAGAAUUAGAAUGUUCAGUGAAGAACAUUCUAAUGAUAUAUUUCUGACCUCACACCUAAAAGAGCUAAACACGAUGCUACAGUGAGAUCCUAAAGUCAAAAUCUAUCCUUUAACCAUGUGCUGGGUAUCGGUGAAAUAAAACCACAAUGCUUAAGUCUCAA